Molecule: messenger RNA, 747 nt
Organism: Engraulis encrasicolus (European anchovy)
Lineage: Eukaryota; Metazoa; Chordata; Actinopteri; Clupeiformes; Engraulidae
Product: guanylyl cyclase-activating protein 2-like
Exons: 4
Coding region: 166-747 (193 amino acids)
Biological process (GO): visual perception
Cellular component (GO): cone photoreceptor outer segment; photoreceptor inner segment
Molecular function (GO): calcium ion binding; calcium sensitive guanylate cyclase activator activity
Source: RefSeq, a predicted model, not a curated record
UAAACAACACCAAUGUCACUGUUGCUGGCUCUGGACUAAUGACAAUGAACCUGAAAGGGAGUUCUGACCAUUAAGACCAUGCAUACCCUUUCAAAAUAGCCAGUGGGGUCGGCCGGUGCAUUGGGAGAGACUGGUGUUGUUUCAGCACCAAGGACAGCAGCCAGUAUGGGCCAGGCGCAGCCUACUGAGGUUGGAGAGGAGAUCGACGUGGCUGCCCUGCAGGACAUGUACAAGAAGUUUGUGACUGAGUGCCCGAGCGGCGUCUUGUUCCUACACGAGUUCAAGCGUUUUUUCGGCGUGGAUUCCUCCGGCGAGGCAUCCGAUUAUGCUGAGAACAUGUUCCGCGCUUUUGACAAAAACGGGGACAACACAAUAGAUUUCCUGGAGUUCGUGGCCGCCCUGAAUCUAGUUUUCAGGGGUGACCUGGAGCACAAACUGAGGUGGUCUUUCAAAGUUUAUGAUAAAGACGGCAACGGCUUCAUCGACAAGACAGAACUUCGAGCAAUCAUCGAUAGUAUAUAUCGAAUAAAGAAGGCAUCUAAGAAAGACACAGAGUGUCUCCAGGCGGUUGAUGAAGUGUGUGAGAGAAUAUUUCAAGCAAUCGAUGCUGACGGAGAUGGUCAGAUCAAUAUGGAGGAGUUUUUGGAGGGUGCUCUAAAGGAUCCUUGGGUCCUCAAUAUGCUAAGGCUGGACAUGAACCCCUCACGUUGGGUAAUAGAACAGAGAAGGAAGAGUGCCUUCUUUUGA